UCUCUGCUCAGUUGAGGUGGUGUACGUCUUGGAUAUCCUGACAACCGAGCAGUCUCAAGGCAUUAGAUCUGUGGAUGUGUCCCGCACAUUGUGGGGGGACUGCAGCCAUGAUUCACCCGCGGACUCUCAGAGUUGAUUUUAAUAAAACGACAAGCGUCUUGUGCGUAGUCGGCUCGGAGCUUAACGUAAACCUGAACAGGAGUGCCCCUCCCAACUCCAAGUUCUUCUCAGUGAAAUGUACUCCCAGUGUUCAGUACACCAUAACUCCACCACCUCAAGAGACAUCCCAUCUCUCUCCCAUCCCUCUUAAGGGAAACUCAGUCCUACUAAUCAGCAUGAGUCACGCCAGUCAACAUGAAAAUGAUAGCAAGCUGUCUGUUCGCUACUAUGGAGAGAACAAAGACUCCUUGGGGAUAGCAGUCCUGCACCUGACAGCUGUUGAGAUCUCUCUGGAUGUGGACGCUGACAGAGAUGGCAUUGUGGAGAAAAACAACCCCAAUAAGGGAUCUUGGGAAUGGGGUUCCAAUGGGCAUGGAGCCGUCCUUUUGGUUAACUGUGACUCAGAGAGGACCUAUCUGAAGAAACCAGACAGUCAGGAAGACUACAUCUCCAAAGUGUCUGAUCUUAAGGACAUGUCACUUAUGGUGCUUCGGACCAGAGGCCCUGCACGACUCCCAGAUGGCUACAAACUCACCAUGCACGUCUCUCAGGGAGAUGCAGAAAGCAUUCGAGUCUUCAGACCUGGAACCCCUAGUCUGUUGAAUAAUACCCUGCGGAAACUCUACAGUGUCUUUGUGAAGGACUAUCCACUGGUGCUGAGCAGUGAGGUUCUGUCCCAGGAAGUGCCUUACCUUGGAGGCACAGCAGAGAUGAACUUUUAUGUGGAGGGCCUCAGGUUUCCUGACAAAGACUUUGAUGGACUCAUCAGCAUCAACCUCAGCCUGUUAGAACCCAUCUCUGCUGGCCUUCCUGAGACGCCCAUUUUCACAGACAAAGUUGUCUUCAGAGUGGCUCCAUGGAUCAUGACACCCAACACCCUCCAGCCUGUGGAGGUGUUUGUCUGCAGUACUUCUGAUAACUACCAGUUCCUGAAAGGAAUGAGGAACCUCGUUGCGAAGAGUGGGUACAAACUGAAGAUAUGCCACGAGUAUGUGAACAGAGGAGACCGUUGGAUGCAGGAUGAACUGGAAUUUGGAUACAUUGAUUCUCCCCAUCACUGGUUUCCUGUUGUUCUGGAUUCCCCAAGAGAUGGAGAUCUUCUAGAUUUUCCAUAUGAGGAGCUACUGGGCCCUGACUUUGGCUAUGUGACAAGGGUUGCAGAGAGGAAAGAUGUGACCGGUUUGGACUCAUUCGGUAAUCUGGAGGUCAGUCCUCCUGUCACUGUAAAUGGCAAAAAUUUCCCUCUGGGCAGAAUCAUCAUCGGGGUGGCUUUCCCCACGGCAACUAAAGGUCGAAACAUGACCAAAGUAGUUCAAGACUUCCUGUGGGCUCAGAAGGUUCAGGAGCCCAUUGCCUUAUUUUCUGACUGGCUCCUCGUUGGCCACGUAGAUGAAUUCAUGACUUUUGUUCCUGCACCAGACAGAAAGGGUUUCCGUCUGCUGCUGGCCAGCCCAGACGCAGUCUACAAACUAUUCAGAGGCUUACAGAAUGAUGGACAUGGACAAGCCAAACUGUUUGAGGGUCUGAUAGAUGAAGAACCAGUGACAGUGGAGGAGAUACUAAAUGAUGAAGAACUCCAGGCUGAGAAUAACUAUGUGCAGAGCUGCAUCGACUGGAACAGGGAUGUACUAAAGAGGGAGCUUGGACUAGACGAUGAUGACAUCAUUGACCUGCCAAUCCUCUUCAAGUUGGUAGCGGAGGAGGAAGACGAGUACAGAGCAGUGGCUUACUACCCUGACAUGGUGAACAUGAUUGUCUUGGGGAACAACCUCGGCAUCCCGAAGCCAUUUGGCCCAAAGGUGAAUGGACGGUGUGUCCUUGAGGCUGAGAUGUGUUCCCUGAUGGAGGGUCUGGGCCUCUGCUGUACAUUCAUUGAUGACUUUGCCUCCUACCACAAACUGCUAGGAGAGGUGCACUGUGGCUCCAACGUCCGCAGGGAACCGUUCGACUUCAAGUGGUGGAAUCUGGAGUUUUGAACAAAAAACUGAGAACAAGAGGUUAUUGUGGUAGCCCUUAAAGUUGAGAUGAAACCUAAUGGCACCAGAAAAUAACAACUACGCUAAACCCUUCACAAAAUUAUUUGGGCUUCCUGCAAUUGCAGUUAAAGCAACUCCUUAUUUCACCACUUGAACACAUCACAUCUAAAGCUGCAGUAGCAGGAACUGAUCUCUUCGUCUCACCAUAACUUUGACGAGUGUGCACAGUGACCAGCAAAGCUAGGUUACUGGUAUUCUUUGUUCCUAACAAAUAUUUAAAAUAAAACUGGAAAACAGGAGACCCUUUUACAGCAUUUCAAUUUCCCUCUGAGAUUCAUAAAAUAUUUUUCAUUUUAGGAUUCUAACUUAGGCAGAUUUUCAGAUUACAAGAUUGUUUUAGCAGACUUGGAUACAACAGAAGAGGUUUACUUUGCUGUCAAAGCCUUACAAAAUGUUUGUCUUAAACUCACAUUGUUUUGUUCUGUCAUUUUAAAAUAAGUGCCUUUUUGUCAUCUCAGAUUUUUUUGCAGUGUAAUAACCUUUAUAAAGGCCAGUACUGAUAAAUAUUUCAAUGUAAAUAUGCCAGAAUUAGACUAAAGGCUACUUUACAUCAGUAAUAUCUGUAUUAACUUUUUUUUAAUCAAGCAAUAAUAAGGCUACGCCAGGGUUGGAUCUUGGUGUGCAUAUUCAUCUUUAUUAAGUUGAGAAGAACAUUUCAAUCAAGCACACAGAAGAUUUGUUCCUAGUGUUAAAGUGGUUCUUGGCCACUGGCAUACAAGCACAGAUAAACGGUACCACAUAACAAUGUGCAGUAAUAAUACAAAGCCACAAGAGGGCAGACUUUAUCUACUCAAGCAUUUUCAUGUUCCGAUAUACUACAGUUAUUUUGUUUUAUUUAUUUAUUUUUUGUUUGUUUUUUUCUCCAGAAACCUCUAAAUGACUGUAACACUUUUGUUUUGCUAUGACUGAAAAUGUCUUCUUUGUUAUCUUAUGAGCCAUUUGAUGCUAAAAGACUGAAUUAAUAAAGUUUGAACUGUUGGCUGUU
Molecule: messenger RNA, 3180 nt
Organism: Melanotaenia boesemani (Boeseman's rainbowfish)
Lineage: Eukaryota; Metazoa; Chordata; Actinopteri; Atheriniformes; Melanotaeniidae
Gene: padi2
Product: peptidyl arginine deiminase, type II
Exons: 16
Coding region: 75-2135 (686 amino acids)
Cellular component (GO): cytoplasm
Molecular function (GO): protein-arginine deiminase activity; calcium ion binding
Source: RefSeq, a predicted model, not a curated record